AUGGACUCCAUUUAUAGUCAUCUAUUGGAGGAUCACUAUUCUGGUUUGAAAUGCACUCUAUGCUAUUUCAUCUUCAAGAAGAAAAAGAAAAUGUUGGCCCCUGCAAGAAUCAGCCAUCACUUUCGCACGAAGCAUCCGGAUUUUGUUCAUCCGGACGGCGAGACCGUCAGAAUCGAACUUCCAGUUCCGGUACAAUUAGCGAAAACGAACAAUCUGUGGCCGAAGCGUGAACCGAUCCCGAUCGUGUGCCGAUAUACCAACGAGUUACAGUACAUUAGCGAAUUCAGCGAAGUUCUCAAAAGGUGUCAUGAGGAUUUGCGCAUUGAGCGUCACGGAGCACCAUUUUCAGGAAAAAUUUGCAAAAUUGAGUGGGCGCCAUUCAGAUGCAACGUCUGUAGUAAAAAGGUGAUGAGAGUCGCUGAGUUCACAUCGCACAUUGUGAAAUGUCAGAAAGGCGAGGAUGAAUUAUUUGAAAAGUACGGCUUGAUUGAUAAAAAUAUAGCCAGCAUUCUUGAGAAAGCAAUGCAACACAGAGAUGAGCGAUCAUUCAUUCAUAAAAAUGUCGAAAACAACUCGGAAUUCUGUGUUCUGAUACCGGUUACUAGCGAAAUCGCAUCGUAUGUUUGGAUGGGAUUGAACAUUUAUACUAAUAAAAUUCCAAUCGAUCAGCGCUAUGUUGCGAGUCAAACCAUAACGGUUCGUGUGCCGGAUGCCGUCAUUCAUGCUCAUUGUCGCGACAAAUAUGUGACCAAGGAUUUGGCGCUUGCUCUUGGGUUCGAUGUGAGCCGCUGCUUGCCGAGCCAAGACGAGAUGCUUGAGAGAUUGAAGUCGAGUUGUUCGGCGGAAAGAUACAGAAUUCGCGUUGAGCAGGAGCUUCUUGGAGUCAGACACGUUAGCGCUGCGACACGCCAAUUGAAUUCGGACUUGACUGAUAAAAUGCUCAUUCCGUCAUCGGCGAAGCGUCGUAGCGGUGAGAACACGUUGGCAAGAACCUCAAAUGGACAAUCGCGAGUGUUGUCAGCUAACAGAUCGCGCGAUGUACCAUCUACUAGUCAAGCUCCUCCGGUUUUGGAUGAGGCUAAACAGGCUCUCAUUAAAAAUGAGCUUAGAAAAUUGGCGACAAGUCUCACAGAAAAUGUGACGGAAGUGCGUGGAUCUCGACGAAGGGACUCGAAGGUCUUCAACCGGCCAUUUAUUGCCAGAAGACCCAGUGCACCAAAGAAGAUAACUCCUAUUUCAAAUGGGGUGACGACACAUGAGAACAAUUUGAUUGAAAAGAAGCAGAUCGAGAAAAAAGUUGAGAAGAGUCCUGAGAAGGAAAGUGAAUCCUCGUCGUCUUUGAAAUCUCUGGAAACACCCAAGCCGAAAUUCGUACGAACUCUUCGUGAUUUGCAAAUAGCGAUGACGACUGACGCGAUUUCUCCGAAAGCUCCGGUUCGUCGCAAUGUUCCGGACUAUUUGGAGAAGCCGACGUUUGUGCCGCCCGUCAAAAGAAAGUACACCAAGCGUGAGAAUGGAGAAUCGUCGUCGACUAGAUCUCCUGAAUCUGGACAACUUGGUUUGAAAUCUGGCAAGCCAAUCGGAUCAGAAGGUGUCGAGGAAUCGAAGACCAAUGGAAAACUGCUUAAUGGAGAGAACACGCAUAAACAACAGCCAGCUGCCAAGAAGUCUGUUCGCCAGAUGAAAAGACGAAUGAUAGAAUCAAUCGCUCUGGCUCGAAAUGUGCGUCUUGAGAAAAUCAAACGAAAUAGGUCGUCCUUUCAAGGAAGAGAACUCAGGAAUUUGGAAUCCGAUCUCUCGCCGACGCUUGUUGUGCCGACAUCGAUGCAACGUGAAGUUCGUCCGCCGAAGCCUGCUGAGUCUGUUGUACAGCUUGAUGGGCUUCCACGAACUCGCCGAAGCAACGAGGAUGCUAACAAGGAGGCGUAA
Caenorhabditis bovis is the source of this 1929-nucleotide messenger RNA. The record is from the annotation of a GenBank genome assembly. NCBI's taxonomy places the organism in Eukaryota, Metazoa, Nematoda, Chromadorea, Rhabditida, Rhabditidae.